AUGACGCAGCUCUUUGCGUCCAGUCCGUCGGCCAUGACAAAUACCGAGAAGCGUGGCAAUUUCCCCAGCUUGUCGUUGCCGUCCCGAAAACACUCCAACGAUUCAGGCCACCUACCCACGAAGAUCAAGAACUUUUUCCGGAUCAACAGCUCCAGCAGUCACUCCUCGUCCCAUGGCGGGAGCCCGGUUAGCAAUGACCGUGAGCGCGAGAAGGACAACUCCGCGAAGAAUGAAAAGACCCCCUUCCGACAAUCUCGAUUCCUCCCCACGAUCGGUCGUAACCGUUCCACAACUGUUGCAAGUGAAGGCAACCCUCUAGACGAUGGUGUCUCUCCGACCGCCUCUGCCAACCCUUACUUUGCCCACCAGGGCCAGCCUGCAUUGCGACAUCGGAAUGACGGGUCCGUUCCCUCAUCUCCUCCCGAUACCCCCGAGUUGCAGGUCACCGGGGUCUCUGCUGUGGAACAGGCCACGACUGUCAAUAAGGAGGAGCUUGCUCGAAAACUCCGCCGUGUGGCAUCGGCUCCCAAUGCCCAAGGUCUAUUCUCCAACGGGCAGGGUGGCGGUCGUCCCCAGACCGCUGAAAUGGGUAAAGAGCCUCUUGUGGAGGUUCCUGGCCCCGAUGGGUCGGUGGGUCUAGCAAGCUCUGUGACUGAAAAAGACUCCGCGCUUUCAGUGCCUUCGAUUGGUAUUGGCAACAAUGUCGAUAGCAGUAAUGCCUCCUUCCGUCGCACAUAUAGCUCCAAUUCGAUCAAGGUUCGCAACGUGGAAGUUGGCCCUGCCAGCUUUGACAAGAUCAAGUUGAUUGGUAAAGGUGAUGUGGGUAAGGUUUACUUGGUUCGCGAGAAGAAGUCAAGUCGUCUCUAUGCCAUGAAGGUCCUGAGUAAGAAGGAAAUGAUUAAGCGUAACAAGAUCAAGCGCGCUCUGGCCGAGCAGGAAAUUUUGGCCACCAGCAACCACCCAUUCAUCGUUACUCUUUACCACUCCUUCCAGUCUGAGGACUACCUGUACCUGUGCAUGGAAUACUGCAGUGGUGGUGAAUUCUUCCGAACAUUGCAAACCCGACCAGGGAAAUGCAUUUCUGAGGAUGCUGCCCGCUUCUAUGCUGCCGAAGUGACUGCUGCUUUGGAGUACCUUCACCUGAUGGGCUUCAUCUACCGAGACCUCAAACCAGAGAAUAUUCUUCUUCACCAAUCUGGUCAUAUCAUGCUCUCGGACUUUGAUUUGUCUAAGCAGUCUGGACCUGGUGGUGCUCCGACUAUGAUUCCCGGGCGAAGUGGGGGUACCUCCAUGGCAGCCCUCCCGACUAUUGAUACCAAGUCUUGCAUUGCCGAUUUCCGUACCAACUCGUUCGUAGGAACCGAGGAGUACAUCGCCCCCGAGGUGAUUAAGGGAUGCGGUCACACCAGUGCGGUCGAUUGGUGGACGCUUGGUAUCCUGAUCUACGAGAUGCUUCACGGAACUACCCCGUUCAAGGGCAAGAACCGCAAUGCAACUUUUGCUAGCAUCUUGCGGGAUGAGGUGUCAUUCCCGGAGCACUCUGGUGCUCAGCAGACUUCCAACAUGUGCAAGUCUUUGAUUCGCAAGCUUUUGAUCAAGGACGAAACGAAACGCCUUGGAGCUCGUGCAGGCGCAUCGGAUGUCAAGACUCAUCCCUUCUUCCGGACGACCCAGUGGGCGCUCAUCCGCCACAUGAAGCCGCCCAUGAUCCCCCACCAGGGUCGUGCGGGCACCGACACUGUGAACUUCCGCAAUGUCAAGGAGAGCGCCAGUGUGGAUAUUGGUGGCACCAACCCGAACAAGAUGAAGGGGGUUCCAAUGGACUCCGGGCUGGCCACCCCCAAUGGCGAAUUGAACGAUCCUUUCGAGGAGUUCAACAGCGUCACUCUCCACCACGAGGGCGAUCACUAA
Molecule: messenger RNA, 1911 nt
Organism: Penicillium cataractarum
Lineage: Eukaryota; Fungi; Ascomycota; Eurotiomycetes; Eurotiales; Aspergillaceae
Product: putative serine/threonine protein kinase (Nrc-2)
Exons: 4
Coding region: 1-1911 (636 amino acids)
Biological process (GO): protein phosphorylation
Cellular component (GO): cytoplasm; nucleus; plasma membrane
Molecular function (GO): ATP binding; protein serine/threonine kinase activity
Source: RefSeq, a predicted model, not a curated record